AUGUGAGUUCAGUGUGACCGUGAAAUGGUUCUGUGCAUACGCUGUGCCUUUAGAGCCUGUGGUUUUUGCUGUCUUAGAAAGUGCUUCAAAGAGGUCCCAUCUUCCAGCAGCAGUGUGUCCACCAGCUUCUUGUGGGGCUUGGAAUGCAACACCAGCAGGACCUCGGGGCCUCUCUCUGGCAUGGAAGAGCCUGCCCUUAAGGAGAAGCCGGACGAUGAAAGCAGUCUACAAGAUGGGCAGGGGGCAUCGUCCUGUUCUCACAAACGGCAGAAGGUGAAGCAGAGGUUCUUAGUCACUGUGCGCCGGCCUCGGCUGCUCCAUGAUUCAGGUGUUUCUUGGGAUACGCUUCCAGAUGAAUUGCUUUUGGCCAUCUUUGCAUUUUUGCCCCUAAGUGACUUGAUAAGGGUUUCUGUUGUUUGCAAGAGGUGGCAUUGUCUUUCGUUUGAUGAAUCUCUCUGGCAGACUCUUGAUCUGGCUGGUAAAAUUUUGCUGCCAGGAGUGGUUGGACAGUUGCUGCCUGCAGGUGUUACUGUAUUCCGCUGCCCACGAUCUUCUAUUGAUAGCCCAUUGUUCAAAACAAGCAAUCCUCUCAAACUUCAAUGUAUGGAUUUGUCAAACUGUACAGUGUCUGUUGAAAGUCUCCAGAGUAUUCUUAGUCUGUGUGAAAAGCUGCAGAACCUCAGCUUGGAGGGGCUAGUGCUUUCUGAUGACAUCAUCAAAAAUAUUGCUCAGAAUUCCAGUUUGGUGCGACUAAAUCUCUCUGGGUGCUCAGGGUUUGCUGCAGAGCCCUUGGAGCUGAUGUUGAGCAGAUGUUCUAUGUUGGAUGAACUGAACUUGUCCUGGUGUAACUUCACAGACACCCAUGUCAAAGCAGCAGUCAAUCAUAUUACUUCAAAAGUAACCCAGUUAAACUUAAGUGGAUACAGACAGAAUCUACAAAUGGAAGAUGUUCAGAGACUGGUGGAAAGAUGUCCUUCACUUGUCCAUUUAGAUCUAAGUGACAGCGUGAUGUUAGACCCUGAGUGUUUCAAGUAUUUCCAUAAACUCAGAUGUCUACAACAUCUGUGUCUUAGCCGAUGUUAUCAGAUAUCCCCUGCUGACUUAAUGGAACUUGGUGGAAUUCCAACAUUAAAGACUCUUCAGGUAUUUGGAAUUGUGACUGAUGGCUCCCUAGAGAUCCUCAAGGAAUCUCUUCCUGACAUAGAGAUCAAUUGUUCAUACUUUACAAGUAUCGCAAGGCCAACUGUUGGUAGGAAAAGGAGCCAUGAGAUUUGGGGCAUCAAAUGCAAAUUGGCACUGAGAAAUUAAUUUAAUCGUUGGCUUAUGAUUGUGUACAAUGCACUGGAUGCAAUGAACAUACUGUGUGUAGUGAAGCUCCUUAAGAACCAGAAUGCUGGAGCACUUUCAGUGAUAGUAUUGUUAUUGUAAAACGCAUUCUGACUUGGUCUUGUGCCUUAAUGUAGUUUCAUAAAUAUUCUCACAGUAUUUUUUUACUUAAACCCUUUGGAAACCUGACAAUGUGGGAGUGAUUGUGGAUGUUUUUUUUUCUGUAACUGGGGAUAUUUUUUCAGAAGUACUGUGAAACAGCUGUUGUAAUCAAACAGUGACAGCCUAUAGUGACUGUUGCAUGUUCUGAUGCAGCUUUUGGUGCUUUCAGGUGUUCUAAAGGUGGUUCUGGUUAAUGUUGCCAGUUCUACAAUUCUUGAAAUGGCUUGUAGGGGUGCUAGAUGGUUUAAUAAGGCUUAUUAAGGAAUUGUCUUCAUCUGAGUUUGUGGAUCUCAAGGUGAAUUAUGGUGUUAAACCCAUUUAAAUGCUCAGUUGAACAAUGUAUGUAAGAUGAGAAGCUACCCACGGUUUGUGAGAGACAGAGUACCGAAUUUGAAUUUACCAAGCCUGAAAACAGAAAAUAAGAGAAAGGAUGUUUACAGAAAAGCAGCUAAAUAAUGCAGAAGUGAAAAAGUAGUAUAAAGAGGCCAAAGAAGAUUUUCUUGAGCAGAGCAUAAAGAUAACACCCAUUUUAAUAUUCCUGUUAGCAAAAUACACUUUGAAAAACCCAUUCAGAACAAGCACCUGUAAAUGUAGGUAUCAGUUCUUUCACGGUGUGGUGCUGUUUUCUGAUACAAUAAGGUUCUGCAAUAUUGAAGCUUCUGUGACCUUGAUCAAACUUCUGUGAGCUUGAUAAAAACUCGUAAAAAAUAUUCUCUUACUUCCUUUAAAGAAUAAGAUAUUUCAACUGCUAUGAAUUUUGCAGGAGGAGGACUCAAAUGAUUAUAGAUCUUGGACCAAAACCUCAGACUGCAGUGAGUGCUGAAAGCGGUAGAUGCUUUGAUACUAAGAAACAUCAAUUUUUUAUUUUUUUUUUUUUGGUAAUAGCUUAUGUUUCUAGUAUCACUUCUCUUGUAUCUGUAACACUAACCAGUACUGGCUAGUGCUGGGGUUUUGUUUAAGUCCUGUGAAAAGAUGAGUAAUUGUCCAAAACAAAACUAAGAGUAUGAUUGUGAACUUCUGUCUAUGUCUAUUAUGAUGGUCCUUUUGUAUAAGCAUGGAAUGUUCCAGCAAAUAUAAGUGUUACUUGAGAAGUCCUGGGGUAAAACUUGCACCCUGUGUAGGACAUAAAUAUGCUGCUGUUGUUUCCAUGAAUGCAGCAAUCAAGCAGAUGGUAUUUAUUCAUGGAUAUUUAAAGUGAGCCUACAGCAUUACUCUGGGGUUGUUGCAUAGUUUAUAGUGUUUCCCAGCUCAAUCUGAAGUGCUCAGGAAUAAAUACCUGGUAGUACAGAACAGAUUCAUUACUGUGGAAAGAUUGUAUGAGUACUGGAAAUUAACUCUACUUUCUAUAGUACAGCAAAUGCAUCAUUAUCUUGUUAACCUGCUCUGGUUUGGUUUUUACAAAGUUUUAACAGUGUUGGUGACACUUAGAAUCACAGAAUGGUUAGAUCUGGAAGGCACCUUAAAAUUACGUAGAUCCAACACUCCUGCCAUGAGCUUUACACUAGACCAUGUUGUCCCUUAACUCACUACUGGGCUUGUGCCCCUCACAAAGGAGUUAAUGGGCAAUAUGCCUUGUGAAAACUGGAGUUGGAGAAGCAAUGGGAGGUUGGAUAUUGGAUAUUGUGUUGCUUCAAAGUUUGCAGCCUUAAGUUUAUGUCUUAACUUAAUGAUUUCAAAAGUAAAUCUCUGCAGCUCAGCACUAGUGUAAAUUCUUCUUCCUAUGUACCAUGUAACUCUAUACAACUUGUUUUGCAUUUAAUAAAGAUCUGAAGAAGUGAUA
Molecule: messenger RNA, 3268 nt
Organism: Neopsephotus bourkii (Bourke's parrot)
Lineage: Eukaryota; Metazoa; Chordata; Aves; Psittaciformes; Psittacidae
Gene: SKP2
Product: S-phase kinase associated protein 2
Biological process (GO): SCF-dependent proteasomal ubiquitin-dependent protein catabolic process
Cellular component (GO): SCF ubiquitin ligase complex
Molecular function (GO): protein binding
Source: RefSeq, a predicted model, not a curated record